Messenger RNA from Necator americanus (New World hookworm), 513 nucleotides. RefSeq lists its product as uncharacterized. The record is from RefSeq and is a predicted model, not a curated record. The transcript has a single exon. The coding region runs from base 1 to 513 and encodes 170 amino acids. NCBI's taxonomy places the organism in Eukaryota, Metazoa, Nematoda, Chromadorea, Rhabditida, Ancylostomatidae.
AUGGGAGUGAAGGUUGAUGGCGGGCAGACACACCAUUUGCGCUUUGCUGAUGACAUCGUUCUGAUAACAUCUAGCAUCAGUCAAGCUGACCAAAUGCUGACCAAAAUCGACCAAACAAGUAGAGGCGUUGGCCUUCAGCUGAAUCUGCAAAAGACGAUGUUCAUGCGAAACGGAUGGGUCUCGGAUGCCCCAUUCACGCUCAACGGAACGAACAUAACGGAAUGCAUCGGAUACGUUAUACGGAGACGAUCGGCUUGGGGAGGGUAUAAGAGCAUCGAGGAUGUAGUGAAGAAGACCAAGAACACUCGGCUCCGUGCUCACCUCUUCAGCACCACCGUACUUCUUGCUUUGACCCAUGCUUCGGAAACCUGGGCAUUUCGCAAGCAGGAAGAAAACGACGUGAGCGUCAUUGAACGCGCACGUUGUUGGAAGAGUUAUGCUAGGAGUGUCCCGCUCGACGCAAAUGAGGGACGGGAUUCGAAGUUUUCUCGUACGUCAGCGAUUGAAGAUUAG